This is a messenger RNA of Harmonia axyridis, 7273 nucleotides long. RefSeq names its product protein turtle (gene tutl). Gene Ontology annotation, molecular function: cell-cell adhesion mediator activity. The record is from RefSeq and is a predicted model, not a curated record. The transcript has 16 exons. Lineage: Eukaryota; Metazoa; Arthropoda; Insecta; Coleoptera; Coccinellidae. Bases 406 to 4290 code for a protein of 1294 amino acids. Gene Ontology annotation, cellular component: plasma membrane; axon. Gene Ontology annotation, biological process: axon guidance; homophilic cell-cell adhesion; dendrite self-avoidance.
CGAGAUGCUAUAGGCCAAAAGGCAAAGCAACAACUUUGAAAUUUCAAGCUGAAAGAACGCGUAGCAGGUUGACUUUUCGUACAACUACUUUGAUGACACCUUACGGGUUGGUGGUUAUCGCAGUAAAUUCGACUUUUCCGUUAAAGAAACUAUCAAAAUCACGUUUUCCUGACUUAAGGUGCGAUUGUUUUGUGUGUAUAAGUGUAGUUCUGGACACUUUGGUGACAUUCAUCAGAUGUUCAAUGAUUUCUAAGGUUUAUUGCCGAGGUGUUUGAAGGUGUAGCAUUCGAGAAUAUCUGCCACACUUCUGAAGGUCAAUCCUUGCAAAAACAAAGGAAAAAUAAAGGCUGGAAAACGUGGAUCCGGCAAUGACGGUACGCUAACUGGGAGUAUGGGAUCGCCGGAAUGGGCAUGCGCACAGACCCACUGGGCAAGUCUCGUCCGCUGACCACCACUACGUUACCGUUGCUGAAGAAGAACAGCCAUCUUUUCUACGUCCUCUUUCCCCUUGUAGCUCUCAUAGUUGUUGCAAAAGGUGCUGGUUUUCAAGAUGCCGUGCACAUUACCGCGAUCCUGGGUGAGUCGGUGGUCUUCAACUGUCACGUUGAAUUUCCCGAAGGUCACCCAGUGCCGUACGUGUUGCAAUGGGAGAAGAAGGUAGGCGACACGGGACAGGACAUACCGAUCUACAUAUGGUACGAGAGCUACCCGACGCACAGCGGCGAGGGGUACGAGGGGAGGGUGUCCAGGGUGUCCCCCGACUCCCCCUACGGGGCCGCCUCGCUCAACCUGACGAACAUCAAGGAGUCGGACCAAGGAUGGUACGAAUGCAAGGUCGUCUUUCUCAACCGUUCCCCGAACCAGCACAAGAACGGCACCUGGUUCCAUUUGGACGUCCACGCGCCGCCCAGGUUUGUCGUGACGCCCGAAGACAUCAUCUACGUCAACCUAGGCGACGCCAUCAUACUCAACUGCCAGGCAGAGGGAACGCCCACACCUGAGAUCCUAUGGUAUAAGGAUGCCAAUCCGGUCGAACCUUCUGCUACCAUAGGCAUCUUCAACGACGGCACCGAGCUACGUAUCAGCAACAUCAGGCACGAGGACAUCGGGGACUACACAUGUAUAGCCAGGAAUGGAGAGGGUCAGAUAUCGCAUACGGCAAGGGUGAUCAUAGCCGGUGGAGCUGUCAUAAUGGUACCUCCGACCAACCAGACGAAGCUCGAGGGCGAAAAGGUUCAGUUCAACUGUGAAGCCAAAGCCCAACCAGGCAACGUGACCGUCAAAUGGUUCAGAGAGGGAGCUCCUGUUAAGGAACUGUCUUCUUUGGAGACCAGGGUGACCAUCAGAAGGGACGGUUCUUUGGUCAUCAAUCCUGUAAGCUCCGACGAUACAGGACAGUACCUCUGCGAAGUGAGCAAUGGCAUAGGAGAACCCCAGUCAGCGUCAGCAUAUCUCAAUGUAGAAUACCCCGCCAAGGUGACCUUCACCCCCACCAUCCAGUACCUCCCGUUCCGGUUGGCCGGCGUCGUCCAGUGCUACAUCAAGGCCAACCCCCCACUCCAGUACGUUACGUGGACCAAAGACAAACGUUUGCUCGAACCUUAUCAGACUAAUGACGUGGUAAUCAUGAAUAACGGUUCGUUGUUGUUUACGCGUGUGAACGAAAACCACCAGGGCAGGUACACAUGCACCCCCUACAACGCGCAGGGCACCCAGGGCUCAUCCGGCCAGAUGGAGGUGCUGGUGCGGAAACCCCCGACCUUCACGGUAGAGCCGGAGGCCAUGUACCAGCGGAAGGUGGGAGAAACUGUGGAGAUGCACUGCGAGGCCCUGGAAGCGGAGGGGACGCAGAAACCCACGGUUCAAUGGCAGAGGAGGGAUGGCAACGCGCUUCCAAAGAACCGGGUGAAGAUAGUGGGAGGUAAUAUUACCAUUGAAAGUUUGCGCAGGUUCGACUUCGGGUUCUACCAGUGCGUCGCGUCCAAUGAGGUGGCUACGAUUGUGACUGCGACUCAGUUGGUCGUGGAGGGGACGCAGCCGCAUGCGCCGUAUAACUUGACAGGAACCUCUACAGAAUUCUCAGUGACCUUGAGUUGGCUACCAGGCUACAGCGGAGGUCCCGAUUACAAACAGGAUUACACCAUCUGGUACAGAGAAUCUGGAGUGACGGAAUGGUCCACUAUUCCUGUGACUCCCUCAGGAAGCACCCAGAUCACCAUCAACAGUUUGGCGCCUGCUACCAACUACGAGUUUCAGGUUAUCGGGAAGAACGCCCUUGGAGACGGCAUGAUGAGCAAGAUCAUCACCGUUCGCACCAUAGAUGUUGCUAUUUCACACAAAGUUUCCAUAACGCCAACACCUUUCUUGACACCGGACGAGAAUGCUGAUAUUUUAGAUUAUAGUAAUGUUAUUUUGCCUACCGAUUCGACUGGAACAGCAUUCGUACCGCCUAUCUACAAGCCUAAAGCCAUAUCGUUAUCACAUUCUUCAUCUCUAGGGCCGAAACCAGGUGUUCCAAGAAACUUGACUGUCACCGAAAUCAGCAACGGGUUCCUAAUCACGUGGCAACCUCCCAUUGAAAGAGCCAACCUUAUUCGUCAUUACGUCAUCAAGUAUAAGACGGAUGGACCUUGGAAGACCCUCAACAAGGCAUCUAUAAGGCCAGAGGAUACGCAUUAUUUAGUUAAAAAUUUGGUGGGUGGUCGCACCUACUACUUCAGGAUAUUCGCCUACUCGUUGAAGAGUUACGAGACAAGCGAAGAAGUGAAGUUUUCCGUACCUGCUAGAGUUAAACACAAGGCCAUCACUGCCGGUGUGGUCGGGGGAAUUCUUUUCUUUAUAGUUGCCAUUAUUCUAUCAGUUUGUGCCGUUAAAAUUUGCAAUAAAAGGAAAAGACGAAAACAGGAAAAAGCGUACAACAUGGUCGCCUGUAGAAUAACGGAUGCAAGGAAUGGGGCUAAUGCUACAGACAGUCAAGUGCCUUUGAAAAAACAUAGCAAAGGCGGAAUACCAGGUCUGAAGAUACUCCAUUUCGUCCUGAAUUGGAUCUGGCCCGAAGAUAGAUGCCGUUCCGGCAGCAGUCUAAGUUGGCACCCUGACUACUUCCAUCCGGGAUCACCAUCGAAGUCUCUGGCGCGCAUAUCAAGAGCAGCAGACGGCCGGUUCAUCCUAAUGGACUCCCUACUGAGUCUAAGGGCUGAAAGUCUUUCCAAUGCAAGCAGUAGUGACGAUGGAGGCUUCCUACCCUCCAGAAAGGGCGUAAGGAACCGCGCCUCGUGGAGGAGACCGCUGGUAGGGUACCCCAGCCAGCUCAGCAUAAGAUCCGACGCUUCCGGUCAGAGCUCCAAGGGAAUUCAAGGACUGCUGAGGAUAGCCAACAGGACGCAGUAUCCGCUGAAACCCAUACCUACCAUAUACAGCCCGGCAACUCCCAAGUUUCAGUCCAGCUCUCCGGAUACUUCCAGCGCCUUGCUUUUAUCCCCUUGGACACCAAUGUACUUUAGCGAUUUGAGCUCCGUGAGGUAUCCAAGCUCCGGAGAACGUUCUUAUCCCACUCCUCCAGGAUUUGUGCAGCUCAGAUCGAUGCAUGAAAGGUAUUCCCAGGAGUUGCCGUCUUUGAGAGCCAUCCACGAGGAGUCGCAGGUGUUCAUCCCAGUCCACCCCAUCAGAGACAGCCCAAACUCCAGGAUAAGGGUACCCCCGCCUUAUCCAGCCAUCACCGGGACCAGACCUAGAGCCAGACUGCUUCCUAGACACGCCAGAAUCGCAAGAAGCGCACCAGAGUUAGGAUCGCCAGACCACCUGGAUAGAUCUCCGGAGAGCCGAUCGAGUUCCAGCGGUUUCGGUAGUAAGAACACCUCUGGGACGCAGAACCAGAGCAGCCAGAGCGGCAGCACGUUUACAGAAUGGCGUCUGCCGCCUUACAGACCACCACCCCCGCCACCUUCGGCUCUACCACCUCCACCACCUCUGGUAGUCGGAAGAUGGUUGGAGAUGGCUUCAUCAUCGCCUUCUACGUCUGAGCCUUUUCACAAGGCUGUUGACGUGGGGAGCGUGGACGGCCACUAUGAGUUCGAUCCUUCGACCCCCACCCCAACACCGUCCACUCCCAUAGGUUCCCGGGACAUCGACCUGGAGCCCGUUUCUUCCAGAAGGAGUCUUGGCACAGUGCGCGGCCGCUACGAUAACAUAGACGCGAGGGUGCAGGCCAUGAAGGAGGAGUUCAACGAAUUCAGGAAGAGGCAGGCGAAGAGACAACGGGUGGUUCAGGAGUUGGAGAGUGCCUGUUGACUGUUGAAGAAGUGCGCGUGUUAGUAUUCGAAAUGACCAUGAAACUCUGACGGAUAGUGAGGUUUAUCGUUGUCGCAAGUUUUUAAUUCAUCGGUUCCUCUUUAGAUGUGUAAGUUCGGACAUGAUUUCGUGAGAAGGUUUUAGGUUAGGUGCAACUUGAAGAAUUUUUCAGGAGGAAAGAGUCAAUAUUGUAAUUUUCGAAAUAUUUUUUCGGUUUAUUUUUGGCGCAUGAAACUUUAUGGACUUGGUCCGCUACUUUUGUCGAGGAAGUGUUCAUUUUAACUGUAGCAAAGUUGAACAAAGAAGGACGUUUCACUUCGAAUGGAGCCAGUGAGAAUUUUUUAUUUUUUUGAUAUGUAUACAUCAACGUGUCCCCGAGUAAAUGUAACAAACUGAUAGGCUAUAUAAUACUAAUAAAUAUAAGAAUAAACAUUCUGUAACCAUGAAUCCUAACCAUUUUCAUUUCCAAGACACAGACUGUUAAAGUAUGUUAAACUUUUUAUUAUCAACCUAUCUACCUACUCCACAGGAAAUGUUUGAAAGAUGCAAGAAACAUUAUUAAUUAACUGUCUAGGAACAGUGUGAAUGUUUUGAGUAUUAAAAAUAUCUUCAACCAUUUUGGAAUAAACUCAAUAAACAAAUUAUUUUUUCCAAUUUCAACACACUGACUCUGGGAAAUAAAAAGAGUUAGAACCCAUAUUUGUAAGAACAUUUGUCUUACUUUUAUCGGUACUACCUAGUUUAUCAGUUUUUUACACCUAAUCUCGACACCCUGAAUUUGGUGAAGAUAGGUACUUAAAGCGUUUAAUUUUUGCAAGACUUCCAAACAUGAACCACAUGAACGCAUUCAAUCUAUCAAGAAAUCAGCAUGAAUUAUUCCGAUUGAUUUCUGGAAAGACAUAUCAAAAAAUUUAAGGAUUCUCCAAGUCUGCAAGAUUUAUUGUAGAAGUGCUAUUCUGUUGUAUCAAUAGUAAACCUACUUGAGCGAUAUUCACUUCAUUGAACUGCUUCAAAAUUAGGAAUCCUGAUUGUAAUCCCACAAAUUUUAAUUCUAUCUUGUCAAAUUAGAGUUCUUAUAGUUCCGAGCAAGAGAUGCAUUGCCAGUAUAAAUAAUUAUUUAACACGGUACCUAAAAAUGUUCGACAUGUAACAGAGAUAUUCCUAAAUAAAAGGGACCAAAAAUCAGUAAAGUUAUGUCCAAAUGUUUAUUCAUUCUUCUUGUUCAUUGAAAGAUAUACAAUUUUUUUUACAUGAAAAUUAAUAUUAUUGAACUAUAUUGAAAAAUAACUGAUGAAAUACAUUGAACCACAAGUUUAUCUAUAUGCCAUGAGCAUUUAUUUUAUUUCUUUUUUCAUUGGCACUGCUUACUGAAUAGAUGGUAUUGAUUCCAGAAGUCUUCCUAAAUACUUAAUAGGAAAUGUUUUCCAAUAAAACAUGUCGACAAUUUGGAUUCCAUUUUUCUCUUAUAAGGAGAUUAAAUGCAAAAUGUUUCAUGUCCUAAUAUUUUUUGUCAGAUGUAUGUUAAACCAUAAACUAGUGAUAGCGCAGUAAAACUUGAUAACUGAUAUCCCUAAGAAAUUAAAAAAAAAAAGCAGUUCUACAAGUGAAUAUUUGUUUUCAAUAUCAAUAUGAUGAGGUUUACCAUUGAGUUACAUAGGUAAUAAUCUUUUCCAUAAUGUAAUUAUCUCAUAAGAAUAAUCGAUAAACUGACAAUGAUAAAUCGAAAUGUGCAGUAAAUAAGCGAAUGAUGUUCUAAACUAAAUUUUAAACAGACCAAAUUUUGAAGGAAUAUUUGUGUUCUUGGCAUAUCUGCCUUCAUAAAACUUACUCAUCUUGAUUUGUAUCAAAUAUUUUGCCAUUAUUACCUUAUAGAACGAAGUAUAAAUAUGAAAUUCAAUAUAUGCAUUAUCAAAUCACAUACAAUUGCCAUAAUAUUACCACACUUGCCACCUCAUUGUGGUUAUUCGUAAGAAGUGUGUUUGUCCAAGGGCAACGGAUUGUCCAUUUUUCUCUUCUUAAUAUUUUGAGGGUAUAUUCCCUACCACCCAAUAAAUCUAACGCUUUAUCGUGGUCCAGACCUGGAUCGCGACAAAACAUUUUACACAAGAGGCUGUUGCGAAUAGUAGAACUAGAUGUUUAGAUUGUUAAAGUACCUUCGCUCUCUGAGCACUUUAUUAUAAUUUAUCUUGAUUGUUACUUCCUAAAAAGAAUAUAAAAUCUCUAGUUUUAUGCAAUUUAAGUUUUUUUUAACAUUCUCAAUUGUGAGAAUCCAUUCAAAUAAGGAUCUUACUAUUCAUAUCUCCCACUUUUUGUCCUUAUCUAUGUUCAUUUUUAGAAUAACUGAAUCGAUCAUUGAAAAUUGAUCUUGAGCUGAAAAAAGUUCCGAAUAUAAUUGUUUGAAUGGAUUCAUUCCAAUAAUACUAAGUCUGAUCCUUUUUUCAAAAGUGAGACAUUGAUUAUAAUAAAUCGAUAUUAAUUUAAUGUAAAUAACUGAAGAUAAUUAGAAUAGUGCAAGAGGUGUUCAUAUUUGUCUUUAAUUUAUUAAUUUAUAAUUGAAACGUUGUAUAGUGAUAUUAGAUAUUAUGACUAUCUGAAAUCAGUACAACCUGUUAUUUAUUUUCUUAUUUUUUUGUCAUGAAAACCGAAUAAUUGGAAGAUUUAAAAUUAAAAAUUUGGAGUUGCUUUUUCUGUGUUUGUAAGUAUUCAUCAUAUGGAAUAAUUAAAUUUCUGAAUAACAUGAUUUGAAUCCAUUUCUGCCUACAUUCCAAAUUCAAUUUGCAUGCUUCAAGCACUUAAUCUUUUUUGGAAAGCGAUUCAAAUAUUUUUCUCAUUGUAUAUUAUUGAAUAAGUAUCAUUUCACAGCACACUUCAAUUUAGCAGUAGAAUUUUUAGUUUUAAGUGUUGAGUAGAUUAACAGUUGUUACUAUGUAACUACGCUGUAUAAAGUAUCACCUAAAUACAAUAAUGUUGCCAGAUCUCAAAA